Myotis myotis is the source of this 1071-nucleotide messenger RNA. It is a transcript of the gene SSU72, whose product is annotated as SSU72 homolog, RNA polymerase II CTD phosphatase. Gene Ontology annotation, cellular component: nucleus; mRNA cleavage and polyadenylation specificity factor complex. Gene Ontology annotation, molecular function: RNA polymerase II CTD heptapeptide repeat phosphatase activity. The transcript is spliced from 5 exons. The coding region runs from base 197 to 880 and encodes 227 amino acids. Gene Ontology annotation, biological process: termination of RNA polymerase II transcription. The record is from RefSeq and is a predicted model, not a curated record. Lineage: Eukaryota; Metazoa; Chordata; Mammalia; Chiroptera; Vespertilionidae.
AGCUCCUGUGAGGAACGCGGGCUUCGGCUGCGCCCCCUCGGAGCAGAGGCGAGCUCGCCCGCCCGGCGCCCGUUGGUGGGCCUCCCUCCGCCCGCUGCCCGGCUCCAGACCGCGCGGGGAGGCCUGCUGGACGCCGGGUACUCUUCCGCGCCGCGCGUCCCGACGCGGUACGUCGUCGGCGCCGCCGCUUGGCGUCAUGACUUCCGGGAGCCGCGGCCGCCAUCUUGGUCGCGCGGAAGAGCCGCGCCUGGGUGGGAGUCCCGAGCCGGAGGGAGCGGACGGUGAGGCCACCGCCAUGCCGUCGUCGCCGCUGCGGGUGGCGGUGGUCUGCUCGAGCAACCAGAACCGGAGCAUGGAGGCGCACAACAUCCUUAGCAAACGGGGAUUCAGUGUCCGGUCCUUCGGAACAGGGACUCACGUGAAGCUCCCAGGGCCAGCGCCCGACAAGCCCAACGUUUAUGAUUUCAAAACGACAUAUGAUCAGAUGUACAACGAUCUCCUUAGGAAAGACAAGGAGCUCUACACGCAGAACGGCAUCUUGCACAUGUUGGACAGGAACAAGCGGAUCAAGCCCCGGCCAGAGCGGUUCCAGAACUGCAGAGACCUGUUCGACCUGAUCCUCACCUGCGAGGAGAGGGUGUACGACCAGGUGGUGGAAGAUCUGAAUUCCAGGGAGCAGGAGACCUGCCAGCCAGUGCACGUGAUCAACGUGGACAUCCAGGACAACCACGAGGAGGCCACGCUGGGGGCCUUCCUCAUCUGCGAGCUGUGCCAGUGCAUCCAGCACACGGAGGACAUGGAGAACGAGAUCGAGGAGCUGCUGCAGGAGUUCGAGGAGAAGAGUGGCCGCACCUUCCUGCACACCGUCUGCUUCUACUGAGCCGGCGCCACCCGCCCGACGGCCUCUGCGCUGCCUGUUGUUAAUACUCGUUCCUUCCCACCCGUUCUGACCCCGAGGGCUGCUGCCCAGGGAUGGCCCCUGCGCUGUACAUAGUUUGGCCCCACAGCUGUCAAGUUCGGUGUCCCACCCUCGUUACUAGUGUGAAAUUAAAGUGUUUUUCUUUAAGCAAA